AUGCAAGCCAGCGGAGACGCCCAGCAGUCCCAACCUAGUAGCCUCCCGCCGCAGCCGCCGUCAACUUCACCGUCCGCCCCGUCAACCGUCCCACUCGGCCGGAAGAACAGUGCCGACGACCUGGUCGCCGAACUUACGGCGUCGCCUCCCGUCCACACGCCGUCAGACGCGCGUCUAUUAUAUCGCGAGUGGCGCACGGGCUCACACGUAGGCGCUGACCUCGCCCGCUUGGAAACCGGCGAACUCAGCAGUAGCAACAGCAUGAGCGAGGACGUCCUCAGUCACUCGCCCUUCGGUGUGUACGGCCGCUCGCCCAACUCGCUCCCGCGGAUCUCCGAGCGUCUCGAGAACCUACCGCUACGCGCCAAUGCGCCACCAGCCACGCCUAUGGCUCCACAGGACGUGGACGCCCGUGCGCGGCUCCUAUCGCAAAAGAUUGCCGCUAUGGACGCGGCUCAACCUGGAACAGCAGCGAUUGUAAAAUCCCAAUCUGGAUCUUUCGGCUCUGUAGAGUCCAGUGAGCCUGCUACAGGUAUCAAGAAAGCGCUGAGCUACCAGGCCCUAGCGGACCUGGAGAAGAAGGGAUACUUCCCCGUCGCACCCAAGCCGUCGGCUCUUGGCGUGCAACGAGGACUCAAGGACUCGGUGGUCAACGACAUGUGCCGCGCUGUCGUUAAACACAUGGUGGGCGACGUGUACGUGUCUGCGUCUGGCUCCUAUGGCCAACGCAAGGUCCUCAACCACCUGUACGAGCCCGUGUUCGCCUCUGUGCAGGCGCAUUUCCGUCGUCUGCCUGCAAGAUACGCGCUGUCCGUGAACCCGGAUGACGUGCCAAUGCACAUGCGUCUGCUUGCUCAAAACCAGCGAGACCCGACGGCCAUCGCAGUCAAUGCUCAGCUUAAGAAGGACGACAACGGAGAGAUCGUGCCUAAUGUAUGCGAAGUGGUGGUGGUGUCAUUGGACCGAGAGAACAUUCUGGACGCUAUUACACGCGCGCUGACCACGAUGAAGGGAAAUAUUUUGGACGCCGACGUGAUGACCACGUCGGACGGCACGCUACUGGAUCGCUUUGUGGUUAAGGGGUCAUUUAUGAGUGAAGAACGUCAAGAGGAGCUACGUACCAACAUCGAACAGAAUCUCCGUAGACUUAGUAUGGAAGAAGACCCACGACCAAGUGCUGCUAGCUCGCAGGACUCGGCGGUUAAUGAGAACGUAAGCCUGGCUGAAAAACUGGGUGUGUUGCAAAUGGUGGACAAGAACGAGAUCAAGGCGGAAUGGAAACUGGACCUCAACGAGGUGCGACUGGAGAAGGCAGUAGGCAGCGGUCGGUCCGGCAACACGUACAGCGCCUGGUGGCGAGGCACACACGUCGCCGCGAAGGUCGUCGACUCAUCUGCAAACACUCAAGCGGUUGGUGAAGAGCUGCUGAACGAAUUCCACCGCGAGGUGGCAGUUGUCAGCAAACUGCGCCAUCCCAACAUUGUGUUGUUCCUCGGAGCGGCCAUCAACCCGCCCCGUUACUGCUUAGUAUUUGAGUUCAUGGAGAAUGGCACGUUGACGGAUCUAAUUCGUGCUCGACGAGGACCCAUCGAUUUCUUCCGUCUCGUGUCAGAGAUGGCGAUGGGCAUGAACUAUCUUCACUUGUGUUCAAUUAUGCACCGAGACCUCAAGUCCGGUAACGUUCUCAUCGAUUCGCAUGGCACUGCCAAGAUCUCCGACUUUGGUCUUAGCUGUGUGCUGGAGAUCGGUAGCUCCUCCGACCUCACCGCUGAAACAGGGACGUACAGGUGGAUGGCCCCCGAAGUCAUUCGUCACGAGCCAUACUCUAGCAAAGCAGACGUCUACAGUUUCGGCAUUGUGUUGUGGGAGCUGCUGGCAAGAGACCAACCGUUUCGUGGCUUGACUCCAAUUCAAGCCGCUUUCGCCGUUGCUCGCCAGCAAAUGCGUCCUGCGCUGCCUCGCCAGACGCCACAGAAAAUCGGCGAGCUUAUUGAGCACUGCUGGCAUCACGACCCAGCUCGUCGACCCGACUUCGGGGCCAUUCUGGAGGCCCUGCCGCUGGUGAAAAAGUCGCUGAAAAAACGCGACUUCAAGAAUAUGGGAAUAUUGUACGUUGCCCCUUAA
Molecule: messenger RNA, 2124 nt
Organism: Phytophthora nicotianae INRA-310
Lineage: Eukaryota; Oomycota; Peronosporomycetes; Peronosporales; Peronosporaceae
Product: TKL protein kinase
Exons: 5
Coding region: 1-2124 (707 amino acids)
Biological process (GO): protein phosphorylation
Molecular function (GO): protein kinase activity; ATP binding
Source: RefSeq, a predicted model, not a curated record